AUGGAUUUUUUCUGCUCAGUCUGUCACAACAUCUUCCAAAGUCCUGUUGUGCUGUCAUGCAGCCACAGCUUCUGUAAAGACUGUGUGAAGCGAUGGUGGGCAGGUAAACAAAUUUUACUGUGUCCUCUGUGUAAAGUGAAAUCUCCAACAGCUAACCCGCCCAGUAACUUAGCCUUAAAAAACCUGUGUGAAUCCUUCUUACUGGAACUCUCUCUGGAGGAGAAGGCCGCAGCGAGGUCUGAGGAUCUCUGCAGCCUGCACUCAGAGAAACUGAAGCUCUUCUGUCAGGACCAUCAGCAGCCACUGUGUGUUGUCUGUCGAGAUUCAAGAGCACACACCAACCACAAAUUCAGUCCCAUUGAAGAGGCUGCAGAGGACUACAAGAAGGAGCUAAGGCAACAACUGAUGACCUUACAGGUCAAAGUGGAGCACUUCGCUAUUGUCAAAAUGAACUGGGAUCAAACAGAAGAGCAUAUCAGGGCCCAGACUCAAACCACAGAGAGUCAGAUUCGGGAGGAGUUUAAGAAACUUCAUCAGUUUUUAGAGGUGGAAGAGAAGGACAGGGUCUCUGCUCUGAGGAAGGAGGAGGAGCAGAAGAUUGUAACGAUAAGGAUGAAUAUUCUGACUCUGAGCAGACAGAUAGACUCUCUUUCAGACACCAUUAAAAGCACAGAGCAGGUGCUGAAGUCUGGAAGUGUCCCUUUCCUGCAGAACUACAAGGCAGCAGUUGAAAAAGUCAAGCAGCGCCCCCCUGAGGAUCCCCAGCUAGGCCCAGGAGUUCUCAUAGAUGUGGCCAAACACCUGGGCAACCUGACCUGCAACAUCUGGAACAAUAUGUCACAGUUGUUUACGUACUCUCCUGUGGUUCUGGAUCCAAACACUGCAGGAUCUACCAUUCUUGUGUCCAAGGAUCUAAAAAGUCUGAGAUACAAAGAGAAAGCGAGCUGGCUCCCGCAGAACCCAGAGAGAUUUGAGCUCUACUCGACGGUCCUUGGGUCCAAGGGCCUCGACUUGGGGGCUCACAUGUGGGAUGUUGAAGUUGAAGGUGCUGUAGACUGGACUGUGGGUUUGAUAAGAGAGUCUGUGCUGAGGAAAGGAGACAUUCCCACAGGAUACUUUGGGCUACAGUUCUGCGAUGGUGUGUACAAAGCAUCCUACCCACCAUUUACAGAUGAAGUGAUCCCCGUACAGAAGCAGCUGCAAAGGAUCAGAGUAGAGUUGAACCAUCAAGAUUUCCAACUCUGUCUGGCUUUCUUUGAUCUGGAUACAACCCAACACAUUUACACCUUCGUUCUCCCCGUCAGUGGGCGUGUGCUUCCCUUUUUUAACACGGUUAGUACAAAUCCAGUGAGCAUAUUACCAGAGAUAGUUAAUGUAAAGUUACACAUAUAGAUAUUAGUAGAGCCUCUGGACACCUAAUUGGGAAAAACCCUCUCAGCAUGUGAAUGUGGUCGUACAAACAUGCUCCUUUUCUGCAACAGCAUCUCCAGUUUGUGUUUAUGAAGGUUUAUCACCCCAAGGUUAUUUUACCUAAUCAUUCAAAAGUCUGUCAUAUUUGAUUUCUUAUACACACUUGUGCUGUUUCAAGCAAGAUUUCCAGAGGCCUCAGUGAUUAUGAGGACAGUGAUUAUGCAAAAAGUCCUACAGUACACAGAAACCAUGAUUCAUUGUUCCUGUUAACAAGUCUUAAGGUAGUUGGUUGGUUAGGGAUGAGCACCAUACGGAAAAAUUAGGGCCACUGGAAAGAAAAGGGCAGUGAAAUUUUUGUGA
Notolabrus celidotus (New Zealand spotty) is the source of this 1770-nucleotide messenger RNA. Its product is annotated as tripartite motif-containing protein 35-like. The record is from RefSeq and is a predicted model, not a curated record. Lineage: Eukaryota; Metazoa; Chordata; Actinopteri; Labriformes; Labridae. The coding region runs from base 1 to 1392 and encodes 463 amino acids. Gene Ontology annotation, molecular function: zinc ion binding. The transcript has a single exon.